This is a messenger RNA of Papilio xuthus (Asian swallowtail), 637 nucleotides long. RefSeq names its product transmembrane inner ear expressed protein. NCBI's taxonomy places the organism in Eukaryota, Metazoa, Arthropoda, Insecta, Lepidoptera, Papilionidae. The coding region runs from base 46 to 573 and encodes 175 amino acids. The record is from RefSeq and is a predicted model, not a curated record. The transcript has 4 exons.
UAGCCCGUGGACGUGUCGUUAGUUACCGACUUAUUUUUAUUAAACAUGGAUCCUAUUAUAGACGCUAUUAAAAAUUCUGGUGAACCAGAAUGGCUCGAGAAAACAGUCAUAGGUGGUUUACGAGUUUGGCAAAUUAUUUUUUUAUGUUUAGCUGGAAUAACUUCUUUUGUUGUGAUGCUAUGCUGCUGUUUCCGUUUCCGCAUACCACGAACGAAGCAGCAAAUCGAAGCGGACUACCAACGUCGCAUAAUUACUAACAAGUUUCGACAACAACUUGAAACGAUACAGGAUUCAAAGAUGGACGCCAUGUCUUUACAAGACGCCUUGGAACUGCUGCACGAAAAAACACAUUCCAUGGAAGACAACCAGCAAGGAUCCCAGCCCAGUUCCAUCAUGUCGCCCCAACAGAGUUCUCUGGACGCGUCCUUCCAGCCCGAGAACAGCCAGAAGCCGGAGCCGCAGGUGUCCGGAGCGAACUUCGUCAAGCUCGCGACCAAAGUGGCGCAUCUGUCAAAACUCGGACAGCCCAAAUCGCCCACCUCACCGACCACGGAUAAUAAAAUGGAAUUUUAAUUAUUUCAAAAAAAUAUGAAUAAGUUAAGAAUCUCUAUUUACAUAUUGUAGAAGUAAACCGGUU